CACAGCAUUCUGAAAUAUUUUGGUCAUUGCAAUGAUCUCGAUCGGGAGAUGAGAAAAUGCUUGAAGAAGGAGUACAUGGAAAAGAGGACCAAGAGCAGGGAGCAUGGCAAUGCGAUGCGAAAAAGACUUUUUAAUCCUGCAGAGGAAUCUGAAAAAUAAAUUAGAGGCAUACCUCGUUUUA
Leptonychotes weddellii (Weddell seal) is the source of this 181-nucleotide messenger RNA. NCBI's taxonomy places the organism in Eukaryota, Metazoa, Chordata, Mammalia, Carnivora, Phocidae. The record is from RefSeq and is a predicted model, not a curated record.